Echinops telfairi (small Madagascar hedgehog) is the source of this 3663-nucleotide messenger RNA. RefSeq names its product glucosidase alpha, neutral C (gene GANC). Gene Ontology annotation, biological process: carbohydrate metabolic process; N-glycan processing. Bases 769 to 3510 code for a protein of 913 amino acids. The record is from RefSeq and is a predicted model, not a curated record. The transcript has 25 exons. Gene Ontology annotation, molecular function: alpha-1,4-glucosidase activity; carbohydrate binding. Lineage: Eukaryota; Metazoa; Chordata; Mammalia; Afrosoricida; Tenrecidae.
UCCUCCCUCGGAUUGUCGUCACUUCGCUGUAGUUUGGUGGUCACCUUGGCUGGUCGGUCAGGGUGCUGAGCCGUCCUGGCCUCGCCCAGGUCUUAUCUGUCACGGCCCUCAAAGGACUUGGGGGCCGGGCAGGCACCCGGUGCGGCGUUUAGUUGGGGCGUUUGUUUUUACCUUCCGCUCGCCUCAUCCCUAGACCUGGAACUCACUUUUGGGAGUGUUUCAGCACAGGCUGAACAUUGGCAGGGCUGAAGUAAAAUCGAUUGCUGCCCUGGUGCGGUUUUUUCAAAUGAAUUCUAAAGGCCCCUUCCGGCUUGGAAAGGUGUGAUGGCACAGGGUAGCCCGAGAACAUCAGCCUCCACCCGGUCGGCACUCCCCUACUCGAAAUUAAAAACAGGGAGGGCAUUUAUGCUCUUGGUCUUUGGGGUUGCCGCCCAGGACGUGACCUGGGAGGCCUCUUGGGUGAGCCCUGGUUCUCACGCGCUCGGUUUUUUCCGCUCCCUGCACCGGAAUGACAGUUUGGGUUCUGAAACGACAUCACGAAAGCGCGUUUCCACUUCCACUGCACAAAACCCCUAAGACCUUGCCCUGUUCAAACUCCAGCUCGGACCUCAGGAGUCUAAGAGGCAGGGUUUUCUACCUAAGGAUACGGAGGGAGAUUCCAUUCCCAGGAACCGCCGGUGGUGGAGUAUUGGUUAUCAUUAGACGCCUAAAAGCGAUUCCUUUGACCAGAGAACAGAGAGCCAGUUCCGGAGCUAGUGAGGAGCCGCCAUGGACACAGAGGAGAAAAAGGAAAUCAGUGUUGAAGAUGAAGCUGUGGAUAAAAAUAUUUUCAAAGACUGCAAUAAGAUUGCAUUUUACAGGCGUCAAAAGCAACAACUCUCCAAGAGGUCCACCUAUCGGGCAUUACUAGACUCAGUCACAACAGGCGAAGACAGCACCAACUUCCAAAUCAUCAAUGAAGCAACUAAGAUACCCCUCCGCGCUGAAGUUUAUGGUCUAGAAGGAGACAUUUUCAGACUUAAAAUCAAUGAAGAAGUUCCUCUGAAGCCCAGGUAUGAAGUGCCUGAUGUCCUCACAAGCAAGCCAAGCUCUCUAAGGUUAAUUUCAUGCUCGGGGGUUACAGGCAGCCUGGUGUUGGCCAAUGAAAAAGGAAAUCUGAAGUUUCACAUCACUGCAGACCCAUUCAAGAUAGACUUAAUAUCUGAAGAUGAUAUUGUGAUAAGCGUAAACUCCCUGGGCCAAUUAUACUUUGAACAGAUACAGGCUUCCCCCAAAAAAAGAGCUACCAAAGAAAAUGAGGAUUCCUCCUCAAUUUCAGCAAGCAAGCAGGAAAACCAAGAUGAUAUGGGUCUGUGGGAAGAAAAAUUCAGAAAAUUUGAAGAUAUCAAAGCUAAUGGUCCUACCUCCAUUGGUUUGGAUUUCUCCUUGCAUGGAUUCAGGCAUCUGUAUGGGAUCCCACAGCAUGCAGACUCACACCAACUGAAAAAUACCAGUGAUGGAGAUGCUUACCGUCUUUACAACCUAGAUGUCUAUGGAUAUAAGCUGCAUGACAAAAUGGGUAUUUAUGGUUCAGUGCCUUAUCUCCUAGCCCACAAGGUGGGCAGAACUGUAGGCAUUUUCUGGCUGAAUGCCUCAGAAACACUUGUGGAGAUCAGCACAGAGCCUCCAGGAGAGAGCACACAGAUGGGCUCAGUUGCUUCUAAACAAAAGGUCAAAUCUCGAGCUGAUGUGCGUUGGAUGUCAGAGAGUGGAAUCAUUGAUGUCUUUCUGCUAACAGGCCCUACACCUUCUGAUGUCUUCAAGCAAUACUCACUCCUUACAGGCACACAAGCCAUGCCCCCUCUCUUCUCCUUGGGGUAUCAUCAGAGCCGCUGGAACUAUGAGGAUGAGCAGGAUGUAAAAGCAGUGGAUGCAGGAUUUGAUGAACAUGACAUUCCUUACGAUGUCAUGUGGCUGGACAUAGAGCACACCAGGGGCAAGAGGUACUUCACGUGGGACAAGAAAAGAUUCCCCACACCCAAAAGGAUGCAAGCGCUGCUCAGGAGCAAACAUCGCAAGCUUGUGGUCAUCAGUGACCCCCACAUUAAAGUUGACCCCAACUACUCACUGUAUGCUGAGGCCAAAAAGCGGGGCUUCUUUGUGAGGAGUCAUGAAGGGGGAGACUUUGAAGGAGUAUGCUGGCCUGGUCUCUCCUCUUACCUGGAUUUCACCAAUCCCAAGGUCAGAGAGUGGUAUUCAAGUCUUUUUGCUUUUCCUGCUUAUAAGGGAUCAACUGACAUCCUCUUCAUAUGGAAUGACAUGAAUGAGCCCUCUGUUUUUAGAGGGCCAGAACUAACCAUGCAGAAGAACGCUGUCCAUCAUGGUAAUUGGGAACACCGAGAACUUCACAACAUCUAUGGUUUUUACCAGCAAAUGGCUACUGCAGAAGGACUGAUAAAGCGGUCAGAAGGGAAGGAGAGGCCCUUUGUUCUUACACGUUCUUUCUUUGCUGGAUCACAAAAGUAUGGUGCUGUGUGGACUGGAGACAACAGAUCAGAUUGGAGUUAUCUGAAAAUUUCCAUCCCAAUGUUGCUCACCCUCAGCAUUACUGGGAUCAGUUUUUGUGGAGCUGAUGUCGGCGGGUUCAUCGGGAAUCCCGAGGCGGAGCUGCUAGUGCGUUGGUACCAGGCUGGAGCCUAUCAGCCUUUCUUCCGCGGUCAUGCCACCAUGAAAACCAAACGACGGGAACCCUGGCUCUUUGGGGAGAAACACACCCGGUUGAUUCGAGAAGCCAUCAGAGCACGUUAUGCCCUCCUGCCCUAUUGGUAUUCUCUGUUCUACCACGCACACGUGACUGCUGAACCCAUCAUGAGGCCUCUGUGGGUAGAAUUCCCUUAUGAAUUAGAGGCAUUUAGUAUGGAAGAUGAGUACAUGCUGGGGAGUGCUUUAUUGGUUCAUCCAGUCACAGAAGCAAAGGCCACUGAGAUUGAUGUGUUUCUGCCAGGCUCAGAAGAGGUCUGGUAUGACUUUAAGACCUUUGCGCGUUGGGAAGGAGCACGCACUGUGAAGAUACCAGUAGCCUUGGACACUAUACCAGUGUUCCAGCGAGGUGGAAGUGUGGUGCCAGUAAAGACCGCCAUAGGCAAGUCCACAGGCUGGAUGACCGAGUACCCGUAUGGACUCCGGGUAGCCCCGAGUGCAAAGGGCUCGGCAGCUGGCGGGUUGUAUCUGGAUGAUGGCCACUCGUUCCGGCACCGCCACCAGCAAGAGUUCUUGCACCGGAGUUUUUCAUUCUGCUCAGGGGUUUUGAGCAAUAGCUGUGCCGAUGCAAGGGGUCAUUAUCGCAGCAAGUGUGUGGUCGAGCAGAUCGUGGUCCUGGGCCUGAGCAAGCAGCCAUCUUCUGUGACCACCCACUCAUCUGAUGGGGAAGAUCAGCCUGUGGCUUUCACAUACAGUGCCAGGACAUCCACGCUGAGCCUGGAGCGCCUCUCGCUGAACAUCGCUGCUAACUGGGAAGUCCACGUCAGAUGACACAGAAGUGGCCUGCUGCCUGCCAAGCAUUGGGAGCAGCUGCUCCUCGGUCUUUCCCGAGAUCAUGCUGCUCGCCAAGCAGCUUCCCUGGCUCAAAACCAUCUUCUUUAGUCAUGUUGUAAUGUACUGAUAAACAAUAGCUUUCAUGUUUUA